Molecule: messenger RNA, 1847 nt
Organism: Leptidea sinapis
Lineage: Eukaryota; Metazoa; Arthropoda; Insecta; Lepidoptera; Pieridae
Gene: nAChRa5
Product: neuronal acetylcholine receptor subunit alpha-10-like
Exons: 11
Coding region: 95-1600 (501 amino acids)
Biological process (GO): nervous system process; signal transduction; regulation of membrane potential
Cellular component (GO): synapse; postsynaptic membrane; neuron projection
Molecular function (GO): transmembrane signaling receptor activity; acetylcholine-gated monoatomic cation-selective channel activity
Source: RefSeq, a predicted model, not a curated record
UUUUUUGUUGUUUAUUUAUGUGUUCACUGUGAUAAUUUUCGGAAACUAUUUGGUGACUUCUUAGUUUAUUUAAAAGACUUGUUUGCACUUUACCAUGGUGUUGUUUUUAAUAGUAAGUCUAGUUAUAUUGAAAGGUGCAUUCUCUUGUGACGAAGAAUACCAGCUCAUCCGUCACCUGAUGGGGAAGUAUGACGCGUCAGUCAGACCUGUGGAAAACUCUUCGCAGCCUCUGGUUGUUACAUUUGGCGUUUCGCUGCAUCAUGUCAUAGAUGUUGUGGAGAAAGACCAGCUGCUCACAACCAACUGUUGGAUUACACAGAUUUGGAUGGAUCACCAUCUCCGGUGGAACACCAGUGAUUUCAACGGCAUUAGUGUCAUAAGACUACCUCACCAACGAGUUUGGAAGCCGGACAUCAUUCUAUAUAACAAUGCCGAUCCCAACUACAGUUCUGCAGUUAUAAACACAAACGUCAUUGUGAAACACACUGGCGAAGUAACUUGGUUAAGUCACGGAAUAUACGUGUCCGUCUGUGACAUCAAUGUGGAGCAGUUUCCGUUCGAUAUACAAGUAUGUACAAUGAAGUGGGCUUCUUGGACUUACGAUGGAUAUCAGCUGGAUUUACAGAAGCAGUUUGAUGAAGGAGACACCACAAACUAUCAAACUAACGGAGAAUUCGAUCUCGUCAGCUUCGAGGCCAUAAAGAACAACCAACAUUACUCGUGUUGUGACGAGCCUUACCCGGAUAUAACUUACGUCAUCAAACUUCGACGGAGACCCAUGUUUUACGUUUUCAAUCUCAUCUUGCCCUGCCUUCUUAUAAAUGGAAUUGCUCUGUUAGUGUUUUACGUUCCUUCGGAAUCUGGUGAGAAGGUGACGCUGGGUAUCAGCGCCCUACUGUCAAUGACAGUGUUUCUGAUGACCAUCCGUGAUACUCUACCUCCGACGGAAAAGACUCCAUUAAUUAGUCUGUACUACGGCGUGAGCACGUGUUUGGUUUCCUUUUCAGCAUCAUUAUCCGUUGUCACUCUCAAUAUAUCUUACAGAGGAGUGAGAGGGCAGCCAGUGCCGGCCGCGGUACGAGAGUUCGUGUUGGUGAGGCUGGCACGUCUUUUGUGCAUGAAUUUCGAUACAAACACUGUAAAUAAGGCAGACAAUAUACUCGUAGGAGGUUUGCCAGUGAAUCCCAGGACUGGUUCUCGUCUCAAGUCGGAGAUUAACUGCGAUGGCUCUGCACCUCAAACUUCACCAAGAUUCUCCCGCCACAACACCAAUCAUAUCAAUCGUGGCAAGCAGACGCCAACUUCUGGAACUCCGACUGGGCCUGUGGAGACACUGGCGGUCGGAUGCUUCGGGGCGUGCUCCAGGUGUGUUUGCUGCGGCUGUACCCUCAGAGAUGCAGCUACGAGACAUGAGCACCGGGUCGCAGCCAACGAAAGACUGGAGCGAGCUAAUCUUGAGUGGAAACAGGUUGCUGUUGUGGCCGAUCGAGCUUUACUUGCUGUUUUCGUGUUAAUCACGACGAUGGCUACGGGCGCAAUACUGCUUCCCCAAUUUAAAAAUCUUCACGUUGGAAAUACACCCUUAAAGUCACCGAUUUAAAGCUAUUAUUAAAAGAAUGAAUUAGUGAAGCUACGACAAUAAUUUUAAUUAAAAUUUUCUGUGUUUAUGUGUACAAUAUAUAUGUAUAUACAUAUGGUUCCGGUAAGAGUUCUGCAUGAAUGGAAAAAAAUUCUUAAUAGAAAAAAUUACCAAAUACGAAUCCAUUUCCUGUUCAGAAUUUUUAAUGUAGUGAAUGGUUUAUCGAAAGAAAGAUUGUGUUUAUUUAUCAAAUAUUGUUAAACCAAAG